Molecule: messenger RNA, 2103 nt
Organism: Aspergillus calidoustus
Lineage: Eukaryota; Fungi; Ascomycota; Eurotiomycetes; Eurotiales; Aspergillaceae
Source: the annotation of a GenBank genome assembly
AUGGCCUCCCGUAAUACUCGCAAGAUUCUGCGGCCGCUCCUCUAUACUACCGCCGCCCUUACAACAGUGGGUGCUGGCGCUCUCUACAUUUCAUACCGUCCCCGCAACAUUCCCGGCCUCGAAGCGCCUGCGGUUCCGCCGCCGGGAUACCAUGAAGGCAAGCUUGUUCCCCCAAGUUUUCCCAGAAUCAAGUCGCGCCUGGAGCAGAUUCAAGAUCUUAAGCGCAGUGCCGCUGGCGACGAGGCAGAUGUGUACGAUCUUCUUGUGAUUGGUGGAGGUGCUACAGGGUCGGGAAUCGCGCUCGAUGCUGCGACGCGUGGUUUGAAGGUAGCGGUGGUUGAGAGAGACGAUUUCAGCGCUGGAACGAGUAGUAAAAGUACGAAGCUCGUUCAUGGCGGUGUACGUUACCUAGAAAAGGCCGUAUGGGAGUUGGAUUAUAACCAGUAUGCUCUGGUGAAAGAGGCUUUGAGAGAGCGCAAGUACUUCUUGAAUACGGCACCUCAUCUUUCGAGCUGGCUUCCAAUCAUGGUUCCCGUACAGAAGUGGUGGCAGGUUCCCUACUUCUGGGCUGGUACCAAGGCAUAUGAUUGGUUGGCUGGAUCUGAGGGUAUUGAGAGCUCUUACUUUCUGCCAAAGAGUAAGGCGAUUGAAGCUUUUCCCAUGCUUCGCAAGGACAAUCUUCUAGGUGCCAUGGUUUACUACGAUGGUGCCCACAAUGACUCGCGUAUGAACGUUUCACUUGCGAUGACGGCUGCGUUGUACGGCAGCACUGUUGUGAACCACAUGGAGGUUACUGGCCUCGAGAAAGAUGCUUCUGGAAAACUGAACGGUGCCCGGCUAAGGGAUUGCAUUCCCGGAAAGGACGGCAAGGAGGCUGAAGAGAUUACCAUCAAGGCCAAGGGAAUCAUCAACGCGACUGGCCCCUUCACCGAUUCCAUCCGAAAGAUGGACGAGCCUGAUGUCAAGGAGAUCGUGGCGCCCAGUUCCGGUGUUCACGUCAUCCUGCCCGGUUAUUACAGCCCAUCGAACAUGGGUCUCAUCGACCCUUCAACGUCCGACGGCCGUGUGAUCUUCUUCCUUCCUUGGCAGGGAAACACGAUCGCCGGUACCACUGAUACCCCGACAGACAUCACUCCCCUGCCCCAGCCCUCUGAGAAAGAUAUAAACUGGAUCUUGACGGAAAUCAGACGCUAUCUGGCCCCGGAUAUCAACGUUGACCGCUCUGAUGUGCUUGCUGCCUGGGCCGGUAUCCGACCUCUGGUGCGCGACCCGAAGGUGAAGAGCUCGGAGGCACUUGUUCGCAACCACCUCAUCACCGUCUCUCCCUCUGGCCUGUUGACCUGCGCCGGAGGCAAAUGGACGACUUAUCGCCAGAUGGCCGAGGAGGCCGUUGACGAGGCUAUCAAGGAAUUCAAGCUCAAGCCCUCUGCGAUGCACAACGUUCCGGAUAUCAGCGGUGUCGGAGGUCGUGGCCUGGUUGCCGACAACGCCACACUUGAUGGCUCUUGCCAGACUCACCAAGUCCGCCUUAUCGGAGCUCAUGGCUGGUCCAAGACUCUGUUCAUCAACCUCAUUCAGCAUUAUGGUCUUGAGACCGAGGUCGCCAAACACUUGACAACAUCGUAUGGAGAUCGCGCCUGGCAGGUUGCAGCUUUGUCGGCGCCGACGGAUACCCGCUUCCCCGUCCGCGGCAAGCGCAUUUCUGCCCUGUACCCCUUCGUUGACGGUGAGAUCCGUUUCGGCGUCCGCCACGAAUACGCACAGACCGCCGUCGAUGUCAUCGCCCGCCGAACCCGUCUUGCAUUCCUCAACGCCCAAGCUGCACUUGAGGCUCUCCCCACAGUGAUUGACCUGAUGGGCGACGAGCUGAACUGGGACAAGAACAGGAAGGAAGUUGAGUGGAAGGACAGUGUGAAGUACCUCGCGUCAAUGGGGCUGGCCCCUGGUCUCCUCAACGUGACCCGAGACGAAGUUGAGGGCGGCAAGGUCACGGAACUGCUCGCCAGCGAGCGCGGAGCUUUCACAAGAGCUGAACCUCCGGCAGACGUCAUCGCCGAAACUCACAACCCGGUCAUGGGCAGUGAGGCUCCUGCAAACAAAUAG